GACCCUUCGUCUUGCAAAGGAUAUCCUCUCACCGCACGCAAAUCCAACAGCAUGAUCGCGAAGACUCUCACUCUCGCAGCUACUGCCGCUGCUCUCACUGCGUCUGUGUUCGCGCAAACGCCGCUCACUAUCAACACUCCUGCGAUCGCGCGGCAAUGUGAGCAUACGCUGAUCACCUGGGAAGGUGGUUCAGGGCUCUUCUUCCUGGUCGUCCUAGAGAAUGGUUCGCCGAUUCAAGAGUUCGGUGGCCUCCCCGCAGGCACGCAAUCCUUCGACUGGCAGACCAACGUGAAGAAAGGCACGAAUGUCACACUUUCGAUUUCAGACGAACAGAGGGAUACGGCGGAAUCCGCGCCCUUCAUCAUCAGACACGGACGGAACAACUGUACCGUCGUUGAAUGAGGUGGUGAUAUUCUGCAGGGUUGCACGGGACAGUCGCCUUAUAUGUAGCGUUCAGAACGUUUUAGUCUUCGAAAGGACUCACACAUCCACAUUUUCCGCGCCGUAAUGCACCCUCA
Molecule: messenger RNA, 518 nt
Organism: Trametes versicolor FP-101664 SS1
Lineage: Eukaryota; Fungi; Basidiomycota; Agaricomycetes; Polyporales; Polyporaceae
Exons: 6
Coding region: 52-402 (116 amino acids)
Source: RefSeq, a predicted model, not a curated record